This is a messenger RNA of Oppia nitens, 2860 nucleotides long. RefSeq names its product ATP-binding cassette sub-family G member 1-like. Gene Ontology annotation, molecular function: ABC-type transporter activity; ATP binding; ATP hydrolysis activity. The transcript is spliced from 5 exons. NCBI's taxonomy places the organism in Eukaryota, Metazoa, Arthropoda, Arachnida, Sarcoptiformes, Oppiidae. Gene Ontology annotation, cellular component: plasma membrane. The record is from RefSeq and is a predicted model, not a curated record. Bases 17 to 2860 code for a protein of 947 amino acids.
UUAUUGUGAAAGAUUAAUGAAACAUCCAGUAAUGUGUGAUAAUAAUAAUAAUACUGCAAUAGUUUGGCGUGAUUUAACCGCAUCGGUUAAUCAAUGGCGCGGAUCAUCAAAAGUGAUAUUAAGGCACAUAAGCGGUAGUUUUGAUUUUGGGACAAUCACUGGACUGAUGGGAGCGUCGGGUUCGGGAAAGACAACACUCAUUAAGUGUUUGAAUUCAAGUAAUAAAUAUGUAAUCAAUGAUAAAUAUCGACUUUACUGUAGUAAAAGUCAACCAAUAGUUAAGAGAUGCCUAACUCAAGUUGAUAGCGAUCGGCUUAUUGAUGUAUUAACAGUCGGAGAAGCGCUUAGUUAUUCAUCAAAGGUUAAUAAUAGUUGCCAUAAAAGUGUCAAACAUGACCAAAAUAUUACACAACUGAUGAAACAAUUGUUAAUUAAUAAUAUUAAAAACACGCCAAUCGGCAAAUGUAGUGGAGGUCAACGCAAACGUAUAGCCAUUGCAUUACAGUUGACAUCAAUUGAAAAACCAAACCUACUUUUUAUGGAUGAGCCCACAACUGGUCUCGACUCUACUGCAGCUCUUGAGUUAUUGAAAUGUUUGAAAAGUUUUGUCAAAACACAUAACAUUGCAGUCAUUAUAAGUAUUCAUCAGCCAAACAAUGAUUUGAUUCAAAUGUUUGACAAUAUUUAUGUGUUGGCCAAAGGAGGUGACAAUAUAUAUGAGGGAAGUCCUCAACAAAUGAAACACUUUAUGAUUGAUUGUCAGAUAUAUUUCAAUGAAAAUAAAGUUGUCAUUGAAGUGAUGCUUAAAAUCUCAUCUCAAGGCAUACAUUCACCAAAUGCUAUGAAGUUAUCGGAAAAAAUAAGACAAAUAAAUGCUAACAAAUGUGAUAAGUAUUUGAAACAUAUGAAACAAACACCAACUGGUAUUCAAUCGAUACAAAAAUCAUUUAGUUUUCUGGACUUUUGGCAUAUAUUUCAUCGAUCAUUAAAUAUAAUGUUUUUCAAACAACGAAUGAAACUUAUGAGACAAUUGUUGGUAUUAUUUUUGUUUAAUAUGUUGUUUGCGUUGCCAUUCAGUCGACGUAUUGGUCAAGUAAUCGGUUGUCUCGAGUCGAUCGGCAAUCAGACAUGUCUUGACUGGCAAACCGAUAAAAAAGUUUUGGCCCAAAGUGUCGACUAUUUGCACCCGUCGUUUAUCGGCUCAUUUUUAAGCCGAUUUGGCAAAGUUUAUAAAUCAAUUAGUAUUUUGAAUAAUAUUAGCGGUAGUAUUGAACGACAAUCGUUGAUGGCAUUGAUGGGACCGUCUGGUGCCGGGAAGACAACACUAUUAAAGUGUUUGAAUGCCAAAUAUUUGGAUCAAUUAAGUAACAACAGUGCUAUAUAUUCACGUUUUGCUUUAAAUAGCAAAAUAUCUUUUAUUAAACAAAAUAUUAGUGAACAUCUAUUGAGCGGACUGACCGUCAAACAGACACUACUGUAUGCAUCAAAAUUGAAAAAUUCACAAAUUGGCGGACAAUUAGAUCACCAAAAACUAGUAUCGGAUUUAAUGUCAGAAAUGCUUAUCAAUGAUAUAUUUGACAAUUAUGUCGAUAAGUGUAGUGGCGGUGAACGCAAACGUAUAGUAAUAGCCAGUGAAUUAAUUUCAUGUAAAAAACCUAAUCUCAUGUUCAUCGAUGAACCGACCUCUGGAUUGGACAGCAAUUCAGCCCUAAAAGUGAUUUUAUGUCUCAAAUCGUUAGUCCGUUGUCAUCAUAUGACUAUUAUAGCGAGCAUUCAUCAGCCAAACAACGAGUUAUAUAAUAUUUUUGACAACAUUUAUGUAUUGGCCAAAGGAGGACAAGCUAUCUAUGAGGGAAGUCCUCAACAAUUAAAACAAACGCUAAUUGAGACAAAUAUUAAUUGCGAUGACAAUGAAGUGCCGAUUGAAUUAUUGCUGAGAAUCGCAUCGGACGACACCGACAAUCAAUCAAUGGAUAAGUUAUGUUUGAAACAAAAAUUACAACAAAAAUCAUUAAACGAUCGGAUCAUUUCCGAAAAUAUGAAACCAUUUCAAACAAAUCAAUUGAAAUCAAAACGUUUUUAUAUUAAAGACGUUUUGAUUUUAUUGAAGCGCACGAUGUUAUACACAUAUAUAGCCAAUUGGCAGAUAUUCCUGAUUGAAGCCAUAUUUUAUCAAUUAUUUGGCGUUAGUUUAAUAGCUCUAUUCAAUUGGCAGAUGAUUGAACCGGACGGUUGUCUAGAAAUGGACAUCUCUAUGACUAACGGCUGUAACAAAACGCUCAGUGAGAUCAGGAACGAGGCAUUGAUUACUAGUAAUGUUAAAUACAAUAAUAUGAUUGGCUAUUCAUUCACAAUGAUUAUACUGGUGGUCACUUCGGCCUCGUUUUGCGCCGAUAUCACUGUCUUCAAUAGUGAACACUAUAACGGUUGGUAUAGUUCGGGUGCCUAUUUUUGGUCGAAAUCGAUAUGCGAUUCUCUACCUAUAAUGGUAUAUCUGUUACCGUUUUGCUGGCUAAUCAAUCUCUACGGUACAGCUUCAAUGUUUGCCGUCUAUUACCUGACGACCGUAUUUUCGGCACUAUCAGCCCAGAGUUGGGCUCAAAUAUCGGCAAUUAUUUUUCGUAAAGAUACUAAAGUUUCGCAAACUUUUGCCAUAACCGUGUUUUUCAUGGCGUGUCUACUAUGCAACACAAUAGUGCCGCUCCAGGAUCUACACUAUUCACUGCAAUUGUUGUCUAAUUUUGCAUAUUUGAAGUACUCAUACGAGUCGGUAAUACUGGCCAUCUACGGGUUCGGCCGGUGUUCAGACAAUGAUAUCAAUACUGUUUUUGCCAAAGUCUCUGAUAAUAAUAAAAGUUAA